Molecule: messenger RNA, 1104 nt
Organism: Opisthorchis viverrini
Lineage: Eukaryota; Metazoa; Platyhelminthes; Trematoda; Opisthorchiida; Opisthorchiidae
Exons: 5
Coding region: 1-1104 (367 amino acids)
Source: RefSeq, a predicted model, not a curated record
AUGACCGAGAGCUCAGUUUGGACGUCAAAAGCUCGCGAUAUGGAGAUGACUUUUGCUACCGAAAUUCAACUUUGCCUUACAAUAACUGACACGAUCGAGAAAGCUGCAGUCAGUGAAACGAUAAGUGAAAAAGGUGGCUCACUAAUUCACUCACAGAAACGUCGAAAGGAAAAAUUGGCCGAACGCUUUGAACAGUUUGGGUGGCCUGCGACCAAGCCUAUGGAUACAGUGCAUACGGGAGAAUGUAAUGUAAACCUGUAUCUGUAUCUGCAUCUAAUCCUGUUCAAAGAGGGCGGAGAAUCCCUGGUGACUCACCUGAUAAAACUUAUUAGGGCAAAAUGGAACGAAGAAAAGGUGCCUCCAGAUUGGGGCACGUCGACAAUUAUCCUUAUCUUCAAGAAGAGUUUACCUGUUUCUGUUUGCAUGUUUGUCUACCUGGGCAGCUGUAUAGGUUCCGGUGGACUAGCUGAGAUGAGAGUAUUUCUCGAAUCGGAAAGGCCAGGGCAGCUUUUGCCAACCUCCGACACCUGUGGCGGGGGCGUGACGUGGCACCCUUCGGUAGCUAACUGUCAUGCCACCCGAAGGAAGCACGAAGGUUGGGAUACUGUUCCGUUGCCCAAGCCUAGGAAGGGGAAACCGGCUAGGAUGGGGGAACCGGGAGGCAGAGGUCGGGUUCGAACCACUGACCUUCCGGCCGGCUCCGCUCGUCUUCGAGUUACUUUUCGUCAGUGUCAGCUGACCCGACCUAAAGCUGCCACCUUGACGUGGUGGUCGGGCUUCAGUGCUGCAAUGAUCCCGCAGGCUAUACUGGCUGGAACUUCGUUCCACAAGGUGCAACCAUGCCAGGAAGGCCAAAGGGGAGCAGCCAAACUAAGAGCAGCGAGACCCCAUACUACGAUGCUGGAUUUAUGCACCAAUUUACCAGCUCGCGCGUGCAAUGCGCAGCUACCUACCCCCCACCCCCAAAUCAUCGGUGAACGAAACUGCGGCAGCUACAACCAGUGCACGAACGCGGCGCGGUUCUUACAGCUGACGAUGAUGAUUAUGAUGAUGACGCAAUUGGUGAUGGAACGUUUACAAGCAAGUGGUCAAGCUAACAGAUGA